GGAACCACAAGAGCUUUGUUUUUUUCCCAGCACCAAGAAGCUCAAAGCAAGGCAGGGCCCUGAGGGCGGCCAGGAUGGCAGCACUGGGCUGGGGGCUGCAGCCUACAGCAAUGCAAAGAAUAUCUCACAGCAGUGGCCUUGAGUGCAGUAAAAGCAGACAUAGGGAGGUGACAGAGCAAAGUGCAAGAAAGGCGUGGAAGCACUUAAUCUGUAAUUUCUCUUAUGAGCUGUGGAGCAAUGGUGGGUAGUUGUAGAGGUGAGUGACAGAGCUGGACUUGUUACAGCUGUGUUAUCAGCUGCUGGCAGAAAGGCUGCUUGGCUGCAGAAACUGCUGCUGGCAGGAGCAGGACCCCCAAAACACUGCCAUCCUGGCACCAUGCUGCCAGUCGGGAUGGUUCUGGGUUUGCACUCACCUCACAGACAUCCCAUCUCUUUUCAGAGUCCCCCAGUGCAUCACUUUCACCCCAUUUCCCAUUGUUGCUUUCCAAAGUUCUCUGAAGUUGCCUCCUCCUUACGAGGCUCGGGUUCUUUCAGCCUUAUUAUCCCUGCCUUCACCGAUCCCCAGGCUGCCAGGGCAGCUGCCCUCAUCCAGAUCCAUCCCCAUGCAGUAUUCCCAUCAGAGAGUACCCACUGCCCUCCCACAGCUCGGAAGCACAGGGCAGAUGAAGGAUUGCUGCCUGUAGCAUUCAUUAGAGAAAAUCCCUCUCCCUGUGCAUUACCAGGAGGCAGGAGCAGUGCUGCACAGGUUCAUUGCUUAAGUGCUUUCUGGGCUUGCAGCUCUCUAACAAAGAUGCACUCGGUCAAGCCUGAAGCCUCCACUCCAGCUCCUGCCUGCAGUCAGGCUGGGGCCUCUGUGUGUGGCGGGGGUGCAGCAGGACAGAGGCAUUGAGGCUGUGUGGGCUGAGGCUGGAGGAGGCAGGAGUGCUGGGUUAGAAGGAGAACCUGCAGAACAUCAAGUGCCUCUGGAGAUGUCCCUGCCCUGGGGCAGGCUGCUCUGCCCAACCCGUGCCCAGUAUUUGUCAUGCCUCUCCUUAACCUUCUCCCCAGACCAUCUUCCACUGUUCUUCUGCCCUUUCUGCCAGAAAACUUUUCUUUACUGUCUGCCUUGUGUGGCUCUGCCAGCCACUGCCCAGUGGAGCAGAAGUCACUCCCUUUGUCACUGCUGGGCCUUGCCCUGCCUGGGGAGGCUGCAAGCACAGCUCCCUGCUGUCAGCACUGGCCUCGUCUUCCUCAAACUUUGCUCUCCUGAUGGAUUUCCUAGACAUCUGGUCCUUGCUCCUCUGUCCAGAAAGUCAUGGCACGGAGCACUGUGCUCCCCUCUCGUACCCCAAGUUUGUGCUCUGAGCAAGGAGCCAGCGCUAAGAAACAGGGAGAGGACUUAGCGGAUAAUGACGGGGAUGAAGACGAAGACAUCCGGGACAGCGGGGCCAAGCCAGUGAUGGUGUACAUCCACGGCGGCUCAUACAUGGAGGGCACGGGGAACAUGAUCGACGGCAGCGUCCUGGCCAGCUACGGGAACGUGAUCGUCAUCACACUCAACUACCGCGUCGGAGUGCUCGGGUUCCUGAGCACAGGGGACCAGGCUGCCAAGGGCAACUACGGGCUGCUGGACCAGAUCCAGGCGCUGCGUUGGGUCAGUGAGAACAUUGCCUUCUUCGGCGGCGAUCCUUUGCGCAUCACCGUCUUCGGUUCCGGCAUCGGCGCCUCCUGCGUCAGCCUGCUCACCCUCUCCCACCACUCAGAAGGUCUCUUCCAGAGAGCCAUCAUCCAGAGUGGCUCCGCGCUCUCCAGCUGGGCGGUGAACUACCAGCCCGUCAAGUACACCAGCAUGCUGGCAGACAAGGUGGGCUGCAACGUGCUGGACACGGUGGACAUGGUGGACUGCCUGCGGCAGAAGAGCGCCAAGGAGUUGGUGGAACAAGACAUCCAGCCGGCCCGCUACCACGUGGCCUUUGGGCCGGUCAUCGACGGGGACGUGAUCCCAGAUGACCCAGAGAUCCUGAUGGAGCAGGGCGAGUUCCUCAAUUACGACAUCAUGCUGGGUGUCAACCAAGGCGAAGGGCUGAAGUUCGUGGAGGGCGUGGUGGACCCCGAGGAUGGCGUUUCGGGCAGCGACUUUGACUACUCGGUCUCCAACUUUGUAGACAAUCUGUAUGGCUACCCCGAGGGCAAGGACACCCUGCGAGAAACCAUCAAGUUCAUGUACACAGACUGGGCCGACAGGGACAACCCCGAGACGCGCCGCAAGACCCUGGUGGCCCUCUUCACUGACCACCAGUGGGUGGAGCCAUCGGUGGUGACAGCCGACCUGCACGCCCGCUACGGCUCCCCAACCUACUUCUACGCCUUCUACCACCACUGCCAGAGCCUGAUGAAGCCCGCGUGGUCCGACGCGGCCCACGGGGAUGAGGUGCCUUACGUGUUUGGGAUCCCCAUGAUCGGCCCCACAGACCUCUUUCCCUGCAACUUCUCUAAGAACGAUGUCAUGCUCAGUGCUGUGGUGAUGACCUACUGGACCAACUUUGCCAAGACAGGGGACCCCAACAAGCCCGUCCCACAGGACACCAAGUUCAUCCACACCAAGGCCAACAGGUUUGAGGAGGUGGCCUGGUCCAAGUACAACCCCCGCGACCAGCUGUACCUGCACAUCGGGCUGAAGCCGCGGGUGCGUGACCACUACCGAGCCACCAAGGUGGCUUUCUGGAAGCACCUGGUCCCCCACCUGUACAACCUGCACGACAUGUUCCACUACACCUCCACCACCACCAAAGUGCCGCCGCCCGACACCACGCAGAACUCCCACAUCACCCGCCGGCCCAACGGCAAGAUCUGGACCACCAAGCGCCCCGCCAUCUCACCUGCCUACAACAGCGAGAACGGGAAGGAGAAGUGGAGCCCGGAGCAGGAGGCGGGCACCCUGCUCGAGAGCCCCCGCGACUACUCCACCGAGCUGAGCGUCACCAUCGCCGUGGGCGCCUCGCUCCUCUUCCUCAACGUCUUGGCCUUCGCCGCCCUCUACUACCGCAAGGACAAGCGGCGGCAGGACACGCACCGGCAGCCCAGCCCGCAGCGCGGCGCCGCCAACGACAUUGCCCACGCGCCCGACGAGGAGAUGCCAUCCCUGCAGGCCGGCCAGGCGCACCACGAGUGCGAGGCCGUGCCGCCCCACGACACCCUGCGCCUCGCCGCCCUGCCCGACUACACGCUGACGCUGCGCCGCUCCCCGGACGACAUCCCGCUCAUGACGCCCAACACCAUCACCAUGAUCCCCAACUCGCUGGUGGGGCUGCAGACCCUGCACCCCUACAACACCUUCGCCGCCGGUUUCAACAGCACGGGGCUCCCGCACUCACACUCCACCACCAGGGUAUAGCUGCCCGCGGCCGGCGCACACCCAUGCACGCACGCACACGCACUCGGCAGACACUG
Molecule: messenger RNA, 3429 nt
Organism: Centrocercus urophasianus (Greater sage-grouse)
Lineage: Eukaryota; Metazoa; Chordata; Aves; Galliformes; Phasianidae
Gene: NLGN3
Product: neuroligin 3
Exons: 6
Coding region: 1295-3373 (692 amino acids)
Biological process (GO): presynaptic membrane assembly; modulation of chemical synaptic transmission; postsynaptic membrane assembly
Cellular component (GO): postsynaptic specialization membrane; synapse; cell surface
Molecular function (GO): signaling receptor activity; neurexin family protein binding
Source: RefSeq, a predicted model, not a curated record